AUGUCAGUGCACGGACAGGACUGGUUCUCAUCCUCCCGUCCCCACUCCUUGGCGGCGGCACCCUGGCCGGUAGGCACAGGUAAUCUGUACGGUAUGGCCGGGUUCGCAUCAUGUAUCUUUUUCGAAGAUCAGCAGAAACCGUUAUAUAGCGCUACCGCCUAA
This is a messenger RNA of Pyricularia oryzae 70-15, 162 nucleotides long. RefSeq lists its product as uncharacterized. The coding region runs from base 1 to 162 and encodes 53 amino acids. The record is from RefSeq and is a predicted model, not a curated record. NCBI's taxonomy places the organism in Eukaryota, Fungi, Ascomycota, Sordariomycetes, Magnaporthales, Pyriculariaceae. The transcript is spliced from 3 exons.